Molecule: messenger RNA, 1140 nt
Organism: Suillus subalutaceus
Lineage: Eukaryota; Fungi; Basidiomycota; Agaricomycetes; Boletales; Suillaceae
Exons: 4
Coding region: 1-1140 (379 amino acids)
Source: RefSeq, a predicted model, not a curated record
AUGGUAGAACCAAAGGUAGAACUUGCAUCGAUCUCGCUCUUCCGCGCAACGCCUGCGCAGAUUAAGGAGACACGAUGCCGAAGAUGGCCGCACUUGGGUGGUACUCUGAGUCUUGCGGAGUACAUUAAGCGAGAUGAAGAGAUGGAUGUUCUAGAGCACGCAAGGGAAGGGAAAAUGAUCACCUGGGUACUGGCACCACGGGAGGACCCCAUGACACUCGAUUUCAUGUGUGCUUGUAGGACAUACAAGCGAGCAAGCCUCGUUGCUUACCCUCCUUCCUCUGCUUCUGAACCCAACACAGUGCACGAAACAACCUCAUACGGCAUCGCUGCGGUCUUCACCCCACCCUCAAAACGCGGGCGCGGCUAUGCAGGGCACAUGAUGCGUCUUCUACAUUGGGUGAUUGCCUCACGUGAUAAUCUUCCUGAAUUCCCAGAGGCAUGGGGCACACCACCAGAAGAGGUAGCGGAUGCUGGCGGGGGGCUAUUCUCGGUGCUAUGGAGUGAUGUUGGUGAGGAAUUUUACCGCUCAUCGGGCCCUGGGGGUGAAGGAGACGGAUGGGAGAAGCGGGGUCCGGUGUCGACUGUAUGGGAGGUAGGCACGGAGGAGGGGGAUGACGAGGGAUGGAAGUGGCUGACGCAGGAGCAACUGAAGGGUCUUUGGGACCACGAUGCUGAGCUAGAGAACAUGCUGGUGGAGAACGGGCUGUACGAGGUGGCGCGCCCAACGGCACUCGUGACGUGCUUGCCAACAAAUGGUGUCGCAGCAUUCCAAAUCCCUCGGGCAACGUACGGCUCGAACUUUUCUAUGGCGGGCGGAUUCUGGGGUGUACAGUCCUUGAGUAACCCAGACACAUACGCAAGCUGGAGUGUUGAAAUGCAGCCCUCCACGCCAACGCUGAUCAUCACGCGGCUCUGGGCCAGCGAGGACACGUUUCCUGGAUUGAUCGCAAAGAUCAAGCAGUUGGCUAGACGAAGUGGAAUUCGGAAAGUGGAGGUGUGGAAUUUGCGAGUAGGAUUGAGCGACGUUGCGGAGAAGACGGGUGGACGGACCUUCAUACGAAGCGAACAUUUGCCACAGAUUAUGUGGUAUGGACCUGGGACGACAAAGAACGCGGAGUGGGUACAUAACGAAAAGUAA